AUGAACAACUAUGGCCUUGUGUGUAUCAUCUACCUCACCUUCGGGGCCUUCUUCUACGGCUAUGACUCUGGGCUGACCACCUCCGUCAUUGGCUACCCUCGAUUCAUCGAGUACUUUGGAUUUGAUGCCACGCUCAUCGGCGUGCUCGGGUCGAUCUACUACUCGGGCCUCUUCCUCGGCGGCCUGGCCAUGCUCUACGUCCCCAACAAGAUCGGAAGGCUUCGGACAAUCAUCCUCGCCAGCGUUAUUGCUCUGGCCGGCAACGCCAUGCAGGCCGGCGCCCAAAGCCUCGCCGUCUUGCUGGUAGGACGUGGCGUCGGUGGAUUUGCGGGUGGCUUGGUCUAUGCUGUCUGUCCCACCUAUGCCGCUGAGAUCGCUCCGCCGAAUGUCCGAGGACGGAUAGGUGGCUUAUAUGCCAUCAAUAUCUCCUUGGCGUAUGCCAUUACAGAAUGGAUGGGCCUUGGGUUCUCCUAUAUCGAAAGCGAUGCGGCCUGGCGUGUGUUCUUCGGGCUCCAGGUCCUCCCGCCCAUCAUCAUGCUUCUCGGAGCAAUCUGGAUGCCUGAGAGUCCGCGCUGGCUGAUCAUGAAGGGUCGACACGAAGAAGCUCUGGUGAUCCUGCGCCGCAUGCACCAGACCUCGGACGACGACACAUUCUUCAUGGGCGAAUUCAACCAGAUCCGUGCGCAGCUCGAGCUCGAGGCGGACCAGAAGGUCAAUCUUCUGACGAUCCUCAAGCGUCCCUCCUACCGCAAACGCCUCUAUAUCGCCUUCAUCCUGGUGACCGGGCAGCAGCUGACCGGCGUCAUCCCGCUGCAGAACUACCAGGUCAUCGUCUACGGCAGCCUGGGCGUCGCGGGCAAGCUGCCCCUCGUCCUCGUCGGCAUCUGGGGCACGGUGGGAGUGUGCUGCAACAUCCCGGGCGCGUGGUACUUCGACCGCUGGGGCCGGCGGAGAGUGAUGUUGAUCUCGCUGGGCAUCAUCAUCCCGGCGUCCGUGCUUCUGUGCGCCUUCUGGGCCACCUUCCAGAACACGAACAACACGAACAAGACGUACGGCAUCUUGGCCGUCGUGGCCAUGUUCCUCUUCCUCGUCGGAUACGCCGUUAUCUUCAAUUCUUUUGUGUUUACGUACAUUCCGGAAAUCCUGCCGACGCCGGUGCGAGCCGCCCUGGGAGGCACCAUCACCGCCUGGGGCAGUGCGUUCGUCAUCCUCCUCGUCCAGGUCACGCCGAUCGCGAUUGAGCACAUCAGCUGGAAGUACUUCAUGAUCUUUGUGAUUUGCACGGCCGUGUACGCGGUAGUCUUUUACUUCUACUUCCCCGAGACAGCCAACAAGACACUCGAAGAGGUCGGGGAGCUUUUCGGAGAUCCUGUGGCGCUUCACAUCGAAGACGCCGCACGACAGGCGGAGCUGGAUCCGGUCUCUUACUUGAAACAGCACGAGAAGGAUAGUGCAAUCGAGCAGAUUGAAGGCGUCUCUUGA
Molecule: messenger RNA, 1482 nt
Organism: Fonsecaea erecta
Lineage: Eukaryota; Fungi; Ascomycota; Eurotiomycetes; Chaetothyriales; Herpotrichiellaceae
Exons: 5
Coding region: 1-1482 (493 amino acids)
Biological process (GO): carbohydrate transport; transmembrane transport
Cellular component (GO): membrane
Molecular function (GO): carbohydrate:proton symporter activity
Source: RefSeq, a predicted model, not a curated record